Messenger RNA from Rangifer tarandus platyrhynchus (Svalbard reindeer), 261 nucleotides. The record is from the annotation of a GenBank genome assembly. NCBI's taxonomy places the organism in Eukaryota, Metazoa, Chordata, Mammalia, Artiodactyla, Cervidae.
AUGACGGACCGCUACACCAUUCACAGCCAGUUAGAGCAUCUGCAGUCCAAGUACAUCGGCACCGGCCACGCGGACACCACGAAGUGGGAAUGGCUGGUGAACCAGCACCGCGACUCCUACUGCUCCUACAUGGGCCACUUCGAUCUUCUCAACUACUUCGCCAUUGCCGAGAAUGAGAGCAAAGCGCGAGUCCGCUUCAACUUGAUGGAGAAGAUGCUGCAGCCUUGCGGCCCGCCAGCCGACAAGCCGGAGGAGAACUGA